Cucurbita pepo subsp. pepo (vegetable marrow) is the source of this 1234-nucleotide messenger RNA. Its product is annotated as RHOMBOID-like protein 5. Gene Ontology annotation, biological process: proteolysis. NCBI's taxonomy places the organism in Eukaryota, Viridiplantae, Streptophyta, Magnoliopsida, Cucurbitales, Cucurbitaceae. Gene Ontology annotation, molecular function: serine-type endopeptidase activity. Gene Ontology annotation, cellular component: membrane. The record is from RefSeq and is a predicted model, not a curated record.
CAAUAGCAUCCGCCGUUGCCGACGCUAUUGUGCACUCCUUUCCCUCCGCCACCGCCACCACCACCGUGCAAUGGGGAAGAAACUGCCGCGGGAUGACAUCGAGUCCAUGUCCUAUGGGGUUCGAAAGCCCCUCUCUAUGCCGCCGCCACCGAGCUAUUAUCCUCCGCCGCCCAAGCCCUGGUUCCCAUUUCUUGUGCCUCUCAUUUUUGUAGCCGAUAUCGCCUUGUUUGUUUUCACAUUGUAUGAAAAUAACUGCCCCGCCACUACAGGCGGCAACCGCUGCCUCUUUUACCCGGAGCUCGACCGGUACUCCUUUCAACCAUUUUCAGAGAACCCUCUUCUCGGCCCUUCAAUCAUGACUUUGAAACGAUAUGGGGCUUUGGAUAGAGAAGCUGUAGUGGAACGUGGGGAAGGGUGGCGCUUGCUGACCUGUAUGUGGCUUCAUGCUGGAGUCAUUCAUUUGCUUGCUAAUAUGAUCAGCCUUCUCUUCAUAGGAGUUCGUCUCGAACAAGAAUUUGGAUAUUUGAGAAUAGGAUGUUUAUAUGUGCUUUCUGGGUUUGGUGGGAGUUUACUGUCAUGUUUGAGUAUCAAUCCAGCUGAAACAACCAUAUCAGUGGGUGCAUCAGGGGCACUUUUUGGGCUUUUGGGAGCUUUGCUUUCAGAGCUCAUAACAAACUGGACAAUAUAUUCAAAUAAGUGUGCAGCCAUGAUGUCUUUGAUUCUUAUCAUUGCCUUAAACCUGGCAGUCGGAUUCAUACCUCACGUCGACAAUUCCGCUCACAUCGGAGGCUUCCUUUCAGGCUUCCUCCUCGGCUUCAUCCUCCUAAUCCGACCGCAAUUCGGAUACGUUAACCCCAAGUACAUCCCUGCAGGGUGUGAUGUGAAACGUAAAUCCAAGCACCAAUGCUAUCAGUACUUUUUGUUGAUUGUAGCUCUAAUCCUCUUGAUUUUCGGAUAUGCUUCUGGUUUAUCAAGGCUGUACAAAACUGGUCCACAAAUAUUGGAAGCCCAUUUUUUCUGAAGACAGUCACACAUUGAGUUGUUGGUGAGAAUCAAACUACUUUGGCUUCAUAAUUGUUUGUGGAUGAAGUUCAUGAAAUCAUUUAAAUUUGUAUUCAUACGAUGAAAUCAUUCCUAAUGUGAAAGUUCGAUUUCUUCUCACUUUGCAGUAGCAGAAGAAUUGUAUUGUAGAAAACACUCACUCCUUUGUUUACAAAAUGAGGACUUUUCUUUU